Phialemonium atrogriseum is the source of this 1235-nucleotide messenger RNA. RefSeq lists its product as uncharacterized. The record is from RefSeq and is a predicted model, not a curated record. The coding region runs from base 222 to 1235 and encodes 337 amino acids. The transcript is spliced from 4 exons. Lineage: Eukaryota; Fungi; Ascomycota; Sordariomycetes; Cephalothecales; Cephalothecaceae.
UAGAUAGCCACGUUCUCGACGCGUCUCGCUUGCCGGCUCCUCCUUCACUUUUUUCUCCCACGGGCAGGGCACUACUAGAUUCCCUUCCACGCCCAACCUUACCCUAUUUGCUGGCUCGCCGGGAAGUAUUAAUAUUAUUUAUUGCUCUCGAGAUCUGCCAAAGACACCAUGCUCCGUGCCUAGUCACCCCUUUGACCAAGAGAAAAAUAAACAGAGAAAAUAUGGCAGAACAAGACUUCAUUGUCGUCACCUACAAGGGCCAGCGCCUCCUGGUCGCGAAGCCCAAAACCUACUGGGCCCUCAUCGAGCUGGUCGAGGAUGAGUUUAACAUCCCGCGUGGCCACACCCUCCACGCCAACAUUGACUGCCCCUGGGGCAGGUACCAUGAGAUCGGCCUGCAUUGCUCUGGAUAUCCUACGGUAUCUCAUGGUAUGGAGAUCCGCUUUGAGGACAAGUCUCCUCGUAUCCCGCGAGCUUCCGCCUCGAGCACCGACAAAGUCAUGGGAGAAUCGCGUUCCUCGUUCGCCGCUCGCAUGAACAUGCACCGGGAUGUGAGCGAUAACAAUAGCUGGGGCAUCGAGUCUGAGGCCUCAUGGAACGGUCCCAUGCCUCUAGGCCUCACCGCGCAGGCCCUGCACCUGGGACUCCCUCAGACCCAGAAGAUGACCAUCCUAGGACCGGGCCCCAACGACUCCCCGCCCUCGUCCCCCAGCUCCUUCGCGAUCCCCAACCACGGGAUCAACCGCCCCGCCCACGCAGGCCCAUCCACGGAGCACCAGCAGCAGCGCCCCGCCCAGCCGGCCACCACCACCUCGGCCCCGCAGCCCACCGGCCCGGUCCUCGGCCCCGGCGGCCACGGCCUCCGACGCGUCCGCUUCCUGCCCCGCGUCCGCAGCCGCACCCUCCGCCGCCGCCGCAGCAACCGGCUGUUCUUCCCGGCGUCCGCCUCGGGGGGAGUGGGGCCCUCCAACGAGAACGACGACGACAACAACAACAGCAGCAGCAGAAGCCCACCAUCGUCGCCGGGUUCCGUCGUCCGAGUCGCUGUGCCCCACAACAGCCACGCCGACUCCGACGACGAUUACGACGACGACAGCGUGCGCGGCGGCGGCGACGCCACCAGCAGCGGCUGGGAGGUCGGCUCCGAGAGCCCCGACGUCCCCUUGCCCACCGGGGCAGCCUGCAAGCAGAAGAAGGCGGUUCGUCCUUGGGCUGGCAUGUCUAGCCUCUUUUAA